Molecule: messenger RNA, 1260 nt
Organism: Plasmodium relictum
Lineage: Eukaryota; Apicomplexa; Aconoidasida; Haemosporida; Plasmodiidae
Product: phospholipid or glycerol acyltransferase, putative
Exons: 4
Coding region: 1-1260 (419 amino acids)
Source: RefSeq, a predicted model, not a curated record
AUGAUUAGGAAAUUUGAGUACCAUAUAGUAUCACAUAUUAUAUUUGCUCUUCAUGUGAAAUUAUUUAUGAAUAAAAUAUUCUUUAAAAAAUGGAUAUGGGAUUUUUAUCAUAUAUAUUUUUGUACGAUAAUAAUUUAUUUAACCCUCCUAAUUUUGUAUGCAACUAGAGUUUAUUAUAACUUAAAAAAAUUGGAUCUGAAAUAUUUCCCAGUAGAGAGUAUUUCAUCAUGUAAAAAUUAUACAAACAAAAAAAAUAUACAUCCUUAUACAGCUUUCGAACGGAAUGAUCUUAUCCACAUGAAAUAUAGAAACCUACUUUAUGGAGUUAUUUUUGUGGCAACAUGGAAACUAGUAGCAGUAUUCAUUGUCUCUGUAACUAAUUUAUCAUUUUGUGUUAUAAUUUCUUUUAUUUUGAGAAAUACUGAUGAAAAUGAAGAUAAUUCUAUUUUAGAAAUUUAUCUAAAAUUCUUAAAAAUGGUUUGCAGACUUUCUUUGUGGAUUUUCGGUAUAAACAAAAUAGAAAGUCACUAUUUAUGUGAUAACGAAUGGCCAAAGAAUAUAGUAUCAAAUCAUGUAUCUGCGUUAGAUCCUUUUUAUUUUAUAAGUGAACAUGCUUGUAGUUUUGUUGCAAAAAAAUCGUUAAGAAAAGAUAGGUUUAUAGGAGCUAGUGUUCUAGCUUUAAAAUGUGUACUUGUUUAUAGAGAAAAAUCAGAAGAUAGGAAAAAGGCAUUAGAAAGUAUUAAAGAAAGACAGUUACUAGUAAAUGAUAAAAAAAACAAUUAUCCAUCAUUUGUUAUUUUUUCUGAAGGAACUACUUCAAAUGGAAUGCAAUUAAUUGAACAGAAAAAGGGAGCCUUUUUUUCUUUGCUUCCAAUAACACCAGUUUUAUUGAUUUAUGACUAUGAUCUUUUUAAUCCAUCUUAUGACAUUCUUCCUUUUACUUGGUGGAUAUUUUUAUCUGCGGCAAAUUACCAAAGUAUGGAAUUGAGAACUUAUUGGUUACCAAAAGUUUAUCCUCCAGAUAAACCAGAACAUGCUAACUUAACAGAAGAAGAAAAAAUAAACAUAUUUCAUGAUGAGGUAUCUAAAAUAAUGUUUAAAAAUAUGAAGAAAUACAACAGCAAAGCCCCCCAAGAUAUAGACGAUUAUAAUGAUUGGCCAGGAUCAUUGAGAUUAAAAGUGGAAUAUUUUCAAAACGCUUUGGGUAAAGUAGCAACUAAACAAUUAAAUAAAGAAAAAAAUUUAAGUGAAAAAUCAUAA